Molecule: messenger RNA, 4018 nt
Organism: Tachysurus vachellii
Lineage: Eukaryota; Metazoa; Chordata; Actinopteri; Siluriformes; Bagridae
Gene: letm2
Product: leucine zipper-EF-hand containing transmembrane protein 2
Exons: 11
Coding region: 338-1654 (438 amino acids)
Biological process (GO): intracellular monoatomic cation homeostasis
Cellular component (GO): mitochondrial inner membrane
Molecular function (GO): ribosome binding
Source: RefSeq, a predicted model, not a curated record
ACUCAUCCGGGCUUCCCAGCUGUUGCCAUCGGUUCAGUAGAGAUGAUGAGGAGAGAAAGCGGCCUAGCUUCAGUCGGUCAAUUUAAUAUCGGAUUUAUUAUCACCACCGCUUUAAUUAACUAAAUAUUAGACUGGAGUAUCUUUAGAGGAGUAAUUAAUGAUCGUGAAUGGCUCAUUUCCUUAGCAGAAGAAUAGUUUUGGCUGCUGGACCGUGACCCUAGUAACGUUAUCGCUUAAAGCUAAACUCCAUUUUCCUCUCAGCCGAGUCAGAUGAUUUCCAUCUAACUUUGACUUUUUAGGACACUCCGUUUCAAACAGCGUGUGGUGUGUGACGAUCAUGGCCGUGUUCAGCUCCCAGGUGCUGCUCGCUGUCACUAGAUCAAGGGGAUCAUACUUGCUCUCCAAACGCCAUGACUGCUCCUUUCUUUCCUCUUCCUCUAUCCGUUAUCACAUCGCCGUGCCGGAUCUCUCAUCAUUCACUCCUCCCAGACCCCUUUGCCUUCACAUACCCCGUAAAACCAACCCACAGACUUUUUUCAUCCCCGCUCGAACCCUUCACUCCUCCUGCGUCUGGCUCCAGGAAGUGAAGAACUCCCCCGCUGAAGGCAAACAGGUGAAUGCUGAUGUCAUUCCUGAGCCUACUAAAGCUGUGGCGCGUAAAUCUCUGGGUCAGAGAGUGCUGGACGAGCUGAAGCAUUACUACCACGGCUUCCGGCUGCUGGGAAUCGAUACGAAGGUUGCCGGACGCAUGGUGUGGAGGUUGCUGCAUGGACAGCAUCUCACCCGCAGGGAGCGGAGGCGGCUGAUGAGGACGUGUGCAGACUUGUUCCGUCUUGUCCCUUUCAUGGUGUUCAUCAUUGUCCCCUUCAUGGAGUUCCUGCUUCCUGUUUUCCUAAAGCUCUUCCCUGAAAUGCUUCCCUCUACUUUCGAGACAGAGACCAAGAAGGAGGAGAAGCAGAAGAAGGGACUCGCAGCUAAACUGGAGCUGGCGAAGUUUCUGCAGGAGACAAUCGCUGAGAUGGCCCUUAGAAACAAAGCGGCUGUGGGUGGAGACGAGACACAGAAGUUCUCUACUUAUGUGGAGCAGGUGAGACACACUGGCGAGCAGCCCACUACAAAAGACAUCGUGAAAUUCUCCAAGCUUUUCGAAGACGAACUGACGCUGGAGCACUUGGAGCGCCCGCAGCUAGUGGCUCUGUGUAAAUUGCUGGAGCUGCAGCCCAUCGGCACCAACAAUCUUCUGCGCUUUCAGCUCAUGAUGCAGCUGCGUACCAUCAAAACUGAUGAUGAGAUGAUUUCUAAGGAAGGGGUUUCAGCGAUGACUGUAGCAGAGCUUCAGUCUGCGUGUAGGAGUCGAGGGAUGAGAGCUCUCGGUCUUAGCACAGAUCAGCUGAGAGAACAACUCCAACAGUGGCUGGAUCUGCACUUGAAAGAAAACGUUCCUCCAUCUUUGCUGCUGCUUUCCAGAGCCAUGUACCUGACAGACCUCAAACCCAAAGCUCCUGUUAUUCCUCCUGUGCCCAAACUGGAGAAAUCUCCUGUUGAGAGUGAAUCUACAGCAAAGACCCGUUCCUCUUCUGUGGAAAUGCUGAUUGACUCUGCCCCCGUCAUCAAGGACAGGAAGGUUAGCGGAGGAAUUGGCGGACAAACGUGACUUGGAGAUGCCAUCACCAGAGGCUCAGUUAAUUCAUGCUAAAGGUGCAGAAAUGGCACAGAAAUCCAAGAUAAGUGCUAAUGGACUUUGACAGGCUUCUUCUGGAAAUUUCUAACUGUACUUCAUCAUCUGCCAUGCCAGCCAUGAGGGCACUCACUCACUUGAUCUUACACACACGCGAACACACUCCAGGAUCCUGGCGGUAGACUCUGAAGUGUCCCUGCUCUCCUGCGGUGCUCCAUGGCCCUUUUUUCUUUUUUUUUUCUUCUUCCCAGUUUACAAACCAGAGAAAUAGAACCAUGUCGGUUCAUUUUGUGUACAUUUGUAAAUAAAAUGUAAAAUAUUACCUGCAUAUUAUAAAUAUUAUGAAGACGUGAUCCUCAUUUGGUCACAGGACUGUGCCAUAUUUCACCUAUACUGCUGAGAAUCAGUCAUGCUGUUUAGUGCAGGCAGGUCGCGUUUGGUUUCCUUUACAAAUGGAACAUGAAGUUGACUGAAGUUGUAUGGAAUCCUUAGGCGCCGGAAGAUGAAAUAAAUCAGCUUUCACUCGUGCACUCGACUUUUCAGACCUGUUUGUGAGUUUGUAUAGGUUAGUGCGAUCAUAAAAUAUUUAAUUUUUUUGUAAUGGAAACUAAGCAGGUGUCUUUUACACUACAUAAAGAUCAGUGUUUAUUUUAACUGAAGUAUAUAAAUCAAUUGAUAACUCUAUAAGUAUUUGUAGCUACUUUAAAGCCCUAAUCAGGAGUCUUGCAAAAAGAAAUGUAGCAUUUUAUUUUCCUGUUUGGAGACGUGUAUUUGUUCAUUUGUUUUUUUCCGCCCCUCUGAGUUGGUUAAAGCUUUAUAUAUUUGUUUCAUUGCCAGAUUAGCUGAGCAGUCAGUGAACUAGUGGAGUCCUACUGCUCUGGCUCUCUCUCUCUCUCUCUUUCUCUCUUUCUUUCUCUCUUUCUCUCUCUUUCUUUCUCUCUCUCUCUUUCUCUCUCUUUCUCUCUCUCUCUCUCUCUCUCUCAUUUAUAUAUGUGUAUGUACUACAACUAUACCUAAAAACAUAAUCUAUAUUUCUAAUAAAUCUGUAUAAUUUGUUAAAAUAUUUCUGAUAUAAAAAAAUUAACUUGGAUAAACAAAGAAAUUGCAUUCAUUGCAAUAGUUACAGAAAACUUUUUACUGCUUUUUUUUUUUUUUUCAUCAAAAUGUUUAGAAUUAUGUUUUAGGUGUAGAAGUAUUUCUAUACUUUGAAAUCAAAAAUUAUAUUGGAAUUGCCCUCGAAUUAUUAAUGAUUAUUUGAAGAAACAAAUUUCAUUCGCUCAGCACGGAUUCAUUUUAAGAGCGUCAUAUUUGAAACGAAUGAUUUAUAGAUGCAUGGCAUUCUGGGUAAUAGAGCGCACUAUAAGGGAAACUUAAAUGUAGUUGUACUAUAUGGUAAAUAUAUAAGUGGAAACACAUGAAUCUACAGCAGGGCAGUGAUCUGGCUUCUGCUCUCCUGCUGGCUGAAAUAUAUUACAUUUAAAUCCACAGAAUAAAACUGGAGCAAAAACCUGCUCUUUACCGUGGUGUGUCUUUGCAUUAAAUUGAGAAGUAGUUGGAGAUGGAUGAUUGUGAAACCCUGUGUGUGGGUGUUGCCAGUCUGUUUCCUCAUUGGGGCUUUAAAGAAAGACCUGUUACUGUUCUUGGAGAAACGUGUACUUCAUGAACCUCCCGCUCUCUGUGUGAUAAAGUAACGGCACUUUUGAUGAAAGAUUUUAUUUUUUUUUUAAUAUUCAUUUAGUAUGUAGAGUCUCAUUUCCAAUGCAGUGCAGCAACACUUGUGUGUUUUUAUGCCUGUAGGUUAAAUAUGAGCUAUAACACUUUCUAGGAUCCCAGAUGAGUGUUAUCACAUUUCUAUAUCACAGAUAUUGUGUUGAAUAUUUAAUAAAGUGCAUCAGCUCAGUCUGAUGAUUUUGCCCGUUGGCAUAGAUUAAUAUUCUAAUGAGCAGACUUUGAUUAGCAGCUUGGCGGUGUGUGAGACCUCUAGUGUGUUAUGGCGAGUGCUGAUAAGUGUGCCGGAAUAGUGAGGGACCUCAGACGUGGAUUGUAUACAAGGAUACAAUUUAUAGAGUUUCAUGAGUCUCUGUACAUUUAACUUAACAUCAUGCUCACAUCAUUUUAACUGCUGUGUUAAAUUGAUGGUUUAUUUUUAUUUCCUGACAGUUUAAGUUGGACCUUCAUGCCUUUUCAUUUGGUGCCGAUUAAAACUCUAUGCCUUUCAUUUGGUAUUUCUCUGUUAUAUUGCUGUGUCUGGAAUAUUUAAGGGGCUCAUUUCCUGCCCUGUGGUUUUUAAUGUUUUAACCACCUUGUCAACUUCCCCACAUUAAAAAUGUGCUUCCCGUG